AUGUACAUCACACAGAUAGUCACGGCGCUGGCGCUGGUCACACUCCUUCCUUCUAGCUUUGCUUACCCCUACCUACAAAGAAGGGCCGACGCUGUCGUCAUAACCGAGGAUCAACUCCUCAAGAUUGCACCGAAGUCGAAGGAUUGCACUCCCACCGACACUGAGUGUUCGCCAGCCUCAAAGGCCGCAGGUUUCAUAAGCAGCGGGUUCAAGACGUACAACAUCACAUCACCCGCGGUCGCUGCUGCGUUGGUAGCCACUAUGGCGUUGGAAUCUGGAGAGUUCAAAUAUGCCCGUAACAAGUUCCCCGCCCCUGGAAAGCCAGGCCAAGGUACCAGAAACAUGCAGAGCCCCGAUUUCAACAAACAAUACUUGACCUCAAUUGAUGAGCUCAAAUCUCAAGUUACCGAUGACGUUUCAAAGAAUUUGGACCUUCUGGUCCAUUAUGGUGAUGUAGAUUUCGGCUCAGCGGCAUGGUAUCUUACCACACAGGAUCCAUGCAAAGGCAUGACAGACAAGCUUGCUUCAGGAAAGCAAGACACAUUCGAAUCCUAUGUCAAGGAUUGCUUGGGCACAACCUCGACACCGGACAGGGAUGGUUAUUGGACAAAGGCCGUUGAUGCACUUGGAGUCAAACCUGCGUGA
This is a messenger RNA of Bacidia gigantensis, 645 nucleotides long. RefSeq lists its product as uncharacterized. Lineage: Eukaryota; Fungi; Ascomycota; Lecanoromycetes; Lecanorales; Ramalinaceae. Bases 1 to 645 code for a protein of 214 amino acids. The record is from RefSeq and is a predicted model, not a curated record. The transcript has a single exon.